GCCACCCACCCACGCCAUAUUUGCCCCCCUCUCUCAAAAAAAUCUAUCUACCUAGCAAAACAGAAACUCCAUCACUAACAGAGAAUCUCACAAGAAAUAUUAGUAGUCUACUUCUUUCAUCAUCCAAUAGUAGAAGCAUUAACAUACAACAAAGAGAAAAUCAUCCACUAUGUGAAUUAAAGCCACAAAAUUUUCCUCUCCUUGUCUCUUUACUAUUUUUCAGCUAUAGUAUAUAGAAUAUGACUCUUGAAGAUUCUUUAAAAUCUCUCUCUUUAGAUUAUCUCAAUCUCCUCAUCAACGGUCAAGCUUUUAGUGAUGUUACUUUCAGUGUUGAAGGUCGUUUAGUACAUGCUCAUAGAUGUAUCUUAGCUGCUAGGAGUCUUGUCUUCAGGAAAUUCUUCUGCGGACCCGAGUCGCCUAGUGGCGGCCCGGACCAGUUUCACCCCGCGGGCUUUGGCAGCCCGCGGGGUACCGGUGGUUCACAGGUGAUACCUGUGAACUCGGUAGGGUACGAGGUUUUCUUGUUGAUGUUGCAGUUUUUGUACAGUGGACAAGUUUCAGUUGUGCCACAGAAACAUGAACCUAGGCCUAAUUGUGGAGAGAGAAGCUGUUGGCAUACACAUUGCACCUCAGCCGUUGAUCUUGCACUAGAUACACUUGCAGCCGCUAGAUCUUUUGGUGUUGAACAGCUCGCUUUGCUCACUCAGAAGCAAUUGACAAGCAUUGUAGAAAAGGCUUCAAUUGAGGAUGUGAUGAAAGUUUUAAUAGCUUCAAGAAAACAAGACAUGCCCCAACUUUGGAGUACAUGUUCCCAUUUGGUUGCAAAAUCAGGCCUCCCACCAGAAAUCUUAGCCAAACACCUCCCAAUUGAUGUUGUAACGAAAAUCGAAGAGCUCCGCCUCAAAUCCUCCAUAGCACGACGAUCCCUAAUCCCUCACCACCACCACCACCAUCAGCACGACCUUAGCGCUGCUUCAGAGCUCGAGGACCAAAAAAUCCGACGAAUGAGACGAGCACUCGACUCGUCCGAUGUUGAGCUAGUCAAGCUUAUGGUAAUGGGAGAAGGCCUAAAUCUCGACGAAUCAAUCGCCUUGCAUUACGCUGUGGAGAAUUGUAGCAGGGAAGUCGUGAAAGCCUUACUCGAGCUCGGUGCAGCCAAUGUGAACUACCAGGCCGGUCCAGCGGGCAAAACCCCACUUCACAUUGCAGCCGAAAUGGUGUCACCAGACAUGGUGGCAGUUCUAUUAGACCACCAUGCCGACCCAAAUGUCAGAAUGGUGGAUGGGAUCACUCCACUCGAUAUUCUCCGAACCCUAACUUCGGAUUUUCUAUUCAAGGGUGCUGUCCCUGGACUCAACCACAUUGAACCAAAUAAGUUAAGGCUUUGCCUCGAGCUCGUUCAAUCAGCAGCCCUGGUAAUUUCUCGCGAGGAAGAAAACGCAAAUAACAAUAUUCCAACAUCCACCGCGAUAUUCCAACCAAUCAACGAAGAUCAUUCUUCCAGCACGAGCAAUUUAGGACGUAACCUCACCUUAGACUCGAGAAUGGUGUAUUUAAAUCUCGGUGCAGCUCAACAAAUAGGGAGCAACAAAAUGAACGAGGGGGAUCAUGAUAGCAGCCACAAUAAACAGAAUAGGCACAGUGGUUUUGACCCAUCAUCAAUGUACCGUCCAUUCUCAUGAGUAUUUCCGUAAUUUUCUCUCCACCAUUAAAUAUGUGAUCUUUUGCCACUAUCCCAUUUCUCCUCCUCUUCUUCUUCUUCUUGCAGAGUACUCUUUCUAUCUGAA
Lycium barbarum (goji berry) is the source of this 1787-nucleotide messenger RNA. Its product is annotated as BTB/POZ domain and ankyrin repeat-containing protein NOOT2. Bases 240 to 1682 code for a protein of 480 amino acids. Gene Ontology annotation, molecular function: protein binding. The record is from RefSeq and is a predicted model, not a curated record. Gene Ontology annotation, biological process: plant organ development. NCBI's taxonomy places the organism in Eukaryota, Viridiplantae, Streptophyta, Magnoliopsida, Solanales, Solanaceae. The transcript is spliced from 2 exons.